CAUCCUUGUUUUAUUCCGUUAUCAUGUUAGAUUGGAAUUAUUCAAUUUCUGCAAAACUUAUGUAUCUAAAAUCAGGAAUAGGUUGAAAAAGGAUGCAUUUUAAAAUAACACUAUAAAAAAAUUACUAUGAAAUCAAUUAUUCAUUCAAUCAGCCAAUCAAUCCAUCCACAUUCUCUUUACCUAAAAAAACAAACGAAAGAAAAAAGUCCGAGAGUAAAUUAUUAUAAAGAUAUAUAUAGUUAAAUGGAUCCUUACUAGAUUUCCCUCUGAAAAAAAUAAAUAAAUAAGAUGUGAAGGUUUUCUUGAAGAAAACGCUAAGAUUGGGACUACGUAUUUUCACAAAAAAAGAUAGACAAUUCUAUAUGUAAAUAGAAAAUAAAUAAAGUUAUUUUUAAAGAAGAAAAAAGUGUCAAAGCAUUAGAGCCCGAACAAAGCUCCGAGGUGGCGCUGCUUUGUCAGUAAACAGCCAGCACUCCGACGCAGUGACGGUGAAUCUCUGACGUUCAGACGCAGCGGAGAAAGGACAGCUCCGCGGUGCUGAAAGUCCGAUCAGAGGCCCGGACACGUUUUUUGCCAUUUUUUUCUGGAUUAUUCAUCACAUUCUGGUUUUGGACAAACGGUGGCAACGUACAGAUAAUCUUGUCGGAGGAGAGAAGGAACAUUUCAGAUAUUUCUCUAUAUACACCAGCGUGAUCUCUGCGUUCUGUUGCAACAAUGGAGGCUUUCAGACGGUACGUUGUUCCCGGUGUUUUUCUCGUCUUUUCAAUCGUUCAGCUCGUUUCAACCUCAGUGACUCAUUAUUCUAUACCCGAAGAAAUGAAAGAAGGUUCAGUCGUUGCUAACCUCGCAUCUGAUCUGAGACUGGACGUGAAAACACUGAACGAGAGGAAGAUGCGGCUGGAUAUCGUUGCGAACAAGAAAUAUCUGGAUGUGAACAAAGAGACUGGAGAGCUGUACAUUGUAGAGAAAAUAGACAGGGAAAAUAUUUGCCCCUCAAAGUCUUCAGCAUCUUGUUAUCUGCGAUUGGAAGUAACGUUGGAAAACCCAGUCAGAAUUUUUAAUAUUGACGUGGAAAUUUUGGACAUAAACGACAACGCCCCGCAAUAUCGCAGAGACACUAUUUAUCUGGACAUAUCCGAAGCGACGCCAAAAGGAGAGAGAUUCUCGCUCAGUAACGCAGUUGAUCCAGACGUUGGAUUAAAUUCCGUGAAAACAUAUCAUUUAAGUGAAAGUGAAUAUUUUAAUAUUGAGGUACAGACUGGAAGAGAUGGAUCAAAAAAUUCGGAACUGAUUUUAUUAAAACAGUUAGAUCGGGAGCAGCAGGCCGUCCAUCAUUUAACACUGACAGCUGUAGACGGAGGAAAACCAGCUCGUUCAGGAACCGCCAGCGUCAUUGUUCGUGUUUUAGAUACAAAUGAUAACACGCCUACAUUUGACAAAUCCAUGUAUAGUGUUAAAAUCAUGGAAAACUCUCCUAUUGGAAGUUUAGUUCUUCAUCUGAAUGCGACAGAUUUAGAUGAAGGAUCCAAUUCAGAUAUAACUUAUUCAUACAGUUUAUAUACAUCAGAGAAAACACAGGAAACUUUUCAUCUGAAUCCAACUAGUGGUGAGAUUACUGUGAGGGGAAUGUUGAACUAUGAAGAUUUCAACAUCUAUGACAUGGAGGUGAUAGCAACAGACAAAGGAGCCAACAGUUUAUCAGGACAGUGUACCAUAAAGAUUCUAGUGGAAGACAUGAAUGAUAAUCAUCCAGAAUUAUCCAUCAAAUCCUUUCAGAGUCCAGUGAGUGAAGACAUCAAGUUAGACACAGUGAUCGCUGUAGUUAGUGUGAGUGACAAAGACUCAGGGGAAAAUGGAAUAGUUGAUCUUCACAUUCCUGAUAAUAUGCCUUUCAAGCUGAGAGAGUCCUCUGAUAACUAUUAUGAAUUAGUGGUUUCAGAGGCGUUAGACCGUGAGAAGGUCCCAGAAUAUGACAUCACCUUCACUGUGACAGACAGAGGUUCUCCUCCUUUGUCUGACAAUGAAACCAUGACUUUAGAGCUGCUGGAUGUCAACGACAAUGUCCCACAGUUCCCAAAGUCCUUUUACACCAUCAGAGUGAUGGAGAAUAAUGCCCCCGGGGCCCUGCUGGAGUCUCUGAGUGCGUUUGACCCUGACCUCCAUGAAAACCAGUAUCUGGUUUACGUCAUCAUAGAGAAGGAGAUCGCUAACACCUCCAUGUCCAUGCUGUUCUCCAUCAAUCCAGAGGACGGGAAACUUUACGCGCUGAAAACCUUUGACUAUGAGAUUGAGAAGGAGUUUCUUUUCCACAUCGAGGCCAGAGACUCUGGCUCUCCUCCUCUCAGCAGUAAUGUGAGCGUCCACAUCAUCAUUGUGGACCAGAACGACAACGCUCCUGUCAUCGUGUCUCCGUGGCGAGCACACGGCUCUGUGGUGGAGGAGAAGAUUCCCAGAUCCACAGAUAAAGGCUCCCUGGUUGCCAAGGUGAUCGCUUUGGACACGGACUCUGUGCACAACUCUCGGAUUACAUACCAGUUCCUGCAGGUGACUGACGCCACCUUGUUCAGUCUGGACCAAUACAACGGAGAGAUCCGGACCAUGAGGAUGUUCAGUUACAGAGACCCGCGCCACCAGAGACUGGUUGUUGUUGCCAAGGACAACGGGGAGCCGGCUCUCUCUGCUACAGUCACCAUCAAGCUGUCCACAGAGGAGACUGCUGUUAAGGCCUACUCUGACAUGACUGAGGUGCCUCUGGAAUACGACAUCUUCUCAGACCUCAACCUGUAUCUGGUGAUUGGUCUGGGCUCGGUGUCCUUUCUCCUGCUCAUCACCAUCUUGGUCACCAUCGUGCUGAAGUGUCAGAAAGCCAAGCCCAGCAAAGCGGCUCCUCCCAGCAGGAACAGUGUGAUCAGUGAGAGGAACUCCACCAUCGCAGACUCCACUCUGGUGUCCAACGAUGCCUACUGGUACAGUCUGUUUCUGGCAGAGACCAGGAAAGGGAAGCUGGUGGUUAGACAGCCUGUGCCAAAGGGCUCCAGAUACAUCGUGUCCAGCAUUCCAAGAGGGACAGGACUCACAGACACUAGUGACUCAGCUGCUUCUACCCUCCAGGUAUUUAUGCUGAAUCAUGUUUGGCCAAGGAGCCAUGAAGAGAUAAAAGAGCCAUAUGUGGCCCUGGAGCAGCAGACUCCUGGGUUAAGGUGA
Oryzias melastigma (Indian medaka) is the source of this 3204-nucleotide messenger RNA. RefSeq names its product protocadherin alpha-C2-like. The transcript is spliced from 3 exons. Gene Ontology annotation, cellular component: plasma membrane. NCBI's taxonomy places the organism in Eukaryota, Metazoa, Chordata, Actinopteri, Beloniformes, Adrianichthyidae. Gene Ontology annotation, biological process: homophilic cell-cell adhesion. Gene Ontology annotation, molecular function: calcium ion binding. Bases 715 to 3204 code for a protein of 829 amino acids. The record is from RefSeq and is a predicted model, not a curated record.